AUGUUGCAAGAACAUUUCACACUCAACACUGGUGCCAAGAUCCCUGCCGUGGGCUUCGGUACUUGGCAAGCCGCUCCUCACGAGGUCGAAAGAGCUGUCGAGGAGGCGUUGAAGCAAGGCUACCGUCACAUCGACUGCGCUGCCAUCUACCGCAAUGAGAACGAAGUAGGAGCUGGAAUCAAANAGUCUGGAGUCCCGCGUAAAGACAUCUUCAUCACAGGCAAACUAUGGAACACGAAGCACCGACCCGAGGACGUUGAGGCUGCCCUCGACAAAAGUCUCAAGGACCUUGAGACCGAUUACCUGGAUCUUUUUUUGAUGCACUGGCCAGUCGCAUUCGUCCCUGGAGACAAGUUCUUUCCCUUGGAUGAGCGAGGUGUGUUCGAGCUUGAUAACAUCGACCCGGCAGAAACAUAUAAAGCUAUGGAGAAGCUUCUCCAGACUGGCAAAGUCAAGGCUAUCGGAGUCUCGAACUUCACGAUUGGAAAGCUCCAGGAUCUCCUGAGCAAGACAUCCGUUGUCCCUGCCGCCAACCAGAUUGAAGCCCAUCCUUAUCUGCAACAACCUGAUCUGCUCAAAUUCUGUCAAGACAAAGGGAUGCUUGUCGAAGCUUAUUCUCCACUCGGUAACAAUCAGACCGGCGAGCCACGCACAGUCGACGAUGCUCAAGUGCACGAGGUCGGAAAAGAGCUUGGCAUGGACCCUGGUGUGGUUCUUGGUAGCUGGGGAGUCCAAAGAGGCACUGUCGUUCUGCCAAAGAGUGUUACGCCUCACAGAAUUGCUUCGAAUCUGAAGGUAAAAGAGCUGCCGGCUGAGGGAUUUGCCAAGCUCAAUGCACUGGAGAGACAUAAGCGUUUUAACUUCCCAGCCCGAUGGGGAUACGACAUCUUUGGAGAGAAGGGUGACGAAGCAGUCAAGAAGAUUGCACAGGAGGCUGGAGAAGAGAACAAAACAAAAUUUGUAGUCUAG
Aureobasidium musti is the source of this 969-nucleotide messenger RNA. Lineage: Eukaryota; Fungi; Ascomycota; Dothideomycetes; Dothideales; Saccotheciaceae. The record is from the annotation of a GenBank genome assembly.